Messenger RNA from Dendronephthya gigantea, 5919 nucleotides. Its product is annotated as receptor-type tyrosine-protein phosphatase F-like. The transcript has 33 exons. Gene Ontology annotation, biological process: protein dephosphorylation. Gene Ontology annotation, molecular function: protein binding; protein tyrosine phosphatase activity; carbohydrate binding. Gene Ontology annotation, cellular component: membrane. Bases 154 to 5382 code for a protein of 1742 amino acids. Lineage: Eukaryota; Metazoa; Cnidaria; Anthozoa; Malacalcyonacea; Nephtheidae. The record is from RefSeq and is a predicted model, not a curated record.
UGAGAGUUUCAUUUGCAUAUUCCAAUUUCAUUUCCUGUUUUUAUGAGUUUGGUCACUGAAAUGCGGACGUCUGACAAGCCCUCGUGGAUAUAAGCUUUCGUCUUUGCUUUAUAACGAUAUCAAUUUGGCAAAUCCACUUCAACCAACGGCAAGAUGUCUUGCCGGAUAAUUCAACGAUGGUUAAUCGUCUUUGGCUUGUCUCUGAUGGCAGUUGAAGAUUGUCAAAGUUUUUUUAUGCGGCAAAGUAGUUCGCCGAAAGAGUGUAUAACUAGAGAGGAGAGUCUGAUAUACAAUGAACCACGUCAUGCACUUCCUUCCUGGGUUAUAAUGACUGACAAUUGCUUGGAUGAUAAAGCACAGUUUCGUUACAAGAAUACAGAAAUAUUGUGGCAUAUCGAGUCGGGGGGGGCGUUGUUUUCUACCACAGCUAAAUCAUAUAGGAAUCGUUUAGCGAUAUAUGUGGCAAUAUCAACAACUGCAAAAGACAACCAAAAACUCAGUAGUCAAAAAUUGAAACAAACAAGCGCUGGAUCUUUGUAUUUUUACAAUGACGGAAAUCACGGGAUAUGUGCUGAGCUUUCUGGAGAUUAUCUGUAUAGAAGAACAUAUUGCGACGGAUUGCGGCAGACGUUUACUUUUGGUUCAGUGACAAAGUACGGUAACAAAAUGAAGGAUGUUAAUUGCUCUCCAAAACAACGUAUGGUGAUCCACAAAGCAUAUUAUGGCAACUUCAACAAUAGCGGUGCAUUUAACAGUAGAGCCCAGAGUGAUGCACAAUGCACUGCAGUGACAAGUUGUAGGUUGAAAUCUCUUUGUGGUGGAAAGAAAUCUUGUGAACUGACCGUUGACAAUAAUUUACUGCCAAACCUGUGUCCUAACACAAGGGAAGAGCUUUAUACCGAGUACACUUGUGUGGAUAACUAUACAAGCCCCGUAACAACAACAGUUUCAGGACUUCAAAUUAGAUUAUCAAGCGGCUACAUAGGCUACCUCUACAUAUACGAAAAAACAUGGGUGAUAGUAUCUGAAGAAAAUUUGGAUGAAAACAGUGAGAGGUGGAUAUGUCAACAUUUAGGAUUUCAAGACCGUCUCAACAAUAGAGUUUCUUUUGGAAAUGCUCGUAAUGGUAGGAGUAUCGUAGCUGGGGACUUGGUUUGUUAUAACACUCAGUCCGGAGAAACGUCGUGUUGUGUUUAUCUUCAACGUAAAACAGCGAAAUCAGCUGAAAAAUUACCAUAUGUCGAAUGUAAGAUUUGUGACAAUCAGUUACUAAACGACGAGGGAAAUUUUCCAAAUUCCAUUUUUGAUGGUAAUGGAGGUAAUGAUUUUCUUAAAGCAAGGUUUACUAAAACUGGCUGGUGUUCUUCGACGCCUGGCUCAUAUCUCACGAUCGAUCUUCAAAAAGAAUAUCACAUAACACGAGUUGUAGUCAUGGGUGAUAAAGAUCAGACAAAAUGGAGUGGAUCAUAUUCACUGAAAUACAGUCAUGAUGAAAGUUUUGUGGAUGAAAUACAGAUCAAAGGAAACCAGAACGGUUAUCAAGCAUCGACUACAGACGUUGAUAUUUAUAAUGUGAGAUAUAUUAAGAUUCAAUCAACUGGAAACACAGACUUUUGUCUCAGAAUAGAACUCUGUGGAGUGGUUCAACGUCCAGGUUCCGUGUACGAUGUUCGAAUUAAUCCUUCCAAGAAUUCAGCACUAGUGACUUGGAAAUUACCAACUUCCUCCAGCUCAAGUUAUAUAAAAAAUCUCAAAAUAUAUUUGGACAGAAGGCAUCUCGAAUCCGUUCAACGAGGAAAUGAGUAUAAUAUCAGUAAUCUUCGGCCAUAUGCUUCAUAUGAAGUUGGAAUUGAAGCCGUAGACGAUUAUCGUCAGAAGAGCAGAGUUGUAUACAAAACAUUUAGGACAAAAGAAGCAGCUCCCAGUGAACGCCCUUAUAAUGUUAAACUCACAGCCCGAAGUCAAACCUCGUUAAAGAUAACCUGGGCGGCUCCUCGUAAAAGUUCAUGGAAUGCUGAGAAGCUGACAGGAUUUGAAGUUUGCUAUUAUAUUCAUGAAAAUAUAAAAAGUCCGAUAUGCAUUUCCGUCAUCACGACAUCCGCCAUCACGACCUGGAAAACAUAUACAUAUACUAUAAAUGGACUUCAACUGUCUACUAAGUACUUCGUGACAGUCUCGGCUGCUACAGUUGGUGGUGUUGGCCCGAAAAGUACAGCAGUCAGUGGAAUAACUGAUGGAGAGCCUGUUAAACUUCUCGAAGAUACCUCCUCAACUUUAAGGAUAAACAUUUCGAAACAAGCAGAUUAUAUCAAAAGUGUAAUCAUCAUUGUAAAAAUUGACUCAGGAGAAACGACACCGGUUGAAAACAUCAAAACCAACUCUCUCAGAUCUAACAAGUCUACAAGCGAUGGCAAACCUUAUAUCACUGCUUAUUUGAAAUCUGAUGUUCUACCCAAGAUGUUUGUGAUCGGCGAUGGCGAAAAAUAUAAUUCUAAAACAGAAAUAUAUUCGAACCAACCGUUAACAAACAAUACAAAAUAUAUCGCGUUCCUAAGAUUUUUUGAAAGCGAGGAAUAUAACAAUGAAUACUAUUCGACGGCUUGGAGCAAAAGUGUUAAGACUUCUGCAAAACCUCCAGCUCCAUUUGAUUUAAAUGUUAAAUCAACUGACAAAGGCAAGUACAAGAUAUCCUGGUCAAUAUCACUGCGUACUGACCAGACUGUCACGAAGUACGAUGCAGCGCUGGUAGCGGCAACAGUUGGAUCCAAAAAGAAACCAGUGGAGAUCUCGACAAACGAAAAAUCAGUCACAGUUGAUGUUAAUUAUGAUACGAAGUACACGUUUGAAAUUCGCCUUGAAACUGAAGCUGGAAGCAGUGAAUUGGAAAAAAAAACCUGGUUUUCUCAUUCGGAACCGAUUGCCCCUCAAAAGAAUAAUGAUGGCACUUACACAGUUAUACUUACAAAGCCAAAAGUAGAAAAUAUAAGAACUGUUUCAUUGGUGGUCCUUCGGCUUCCGCCAGCCUCAACUCAAAGCCCUGCACCGGAAGAUGUGGAGUUAAAAGGUCCAGACGAGGCUGCUGGUGAAAAUGACGCAUUCGUUGCGAAAGAAUAUAAUAUAAGUCAGUUUAAAAGUUCAAAUACGAUAGAAAUCGUACUUCGAAAAUCGUCGGAGAAGAACAAACGUAGAAAAAGAGAUGCUGAUGAGGUUUAUGAACUUAAACCAGAUGCGACUUACAGAUCAGCCCAAAUGAAUGAAGACAAAUCUGAGAAACGAUUCUGGUCAUUUUGGAGUGCGCCAAUGACUUUCGACAAAGAUGAAGGCACUGGUGAUGGCGGCGAGCGUGAGGAAACUGAUGACAGUGGUAGUGGUAGUGGGGGUAGUAUAGGGAUAGCAGUGGGUGGAACAUUUGCCGCGAUUGCUAUCGUUGCUGCCGUGAUUAUUGCUGUUUUGUUUUUCAGAAGAAGACGCAGGAGAACUCUAAGACAACAUAAAGCAGAUUCACCAGAGAAACUUGAUGAAAUGAAAGCAAUCAACGUUAAUGGUAACAAAUAUGAUGAUGAACCAGAAGAUGUUCAACCUGUAAAUGGAAAUAAUGAGUGCAUCUAUUCAAAUGACUCUGGUAACGUUGACAGAAAGGGACAUCAACCUGUUCCAAUUGCUGAAUUUGCUCAUUAUGUGAACGAAUUAAGAGAAAACGAAAACCAUGAGUUUCAGAAAGAAUAUAAUGCGCUACCAAAAGAUAUGAACAUUUCUUGGGAGGUGUCAAAGAAGCCGUUUAACAAGUCUAAAAACAGAUACGGAAAUAUCGUCACAUAUGAUCAUUCACGUGUGGUGCUAGAAGGAGACGAGAAAAACGAUUACAUCAACGCCAGCCACAUUGAUGGUAUCAACGAAGGCACCUACAUUGCAAGUCAAGGUCCGAGGGCGAAUACCGUGAACGACAUGUGGAGGAUGGUUUGGGAACAACGCAGUUAUUCCAUCGUGAUGGUUACCUCUCUCGUUGAACUUGGCAAGCCCAAAUGUGAAAAAUAUUGGCCGGACAACGGAAGUAAAAUGUAUGGUGAUAUUGAAGUAACCUUGAUGAAGACUGAAGAGUUUGCUUACCAUGUGACGCAUACCUUGGAAUUGAAAAAGGAUGACGAGGAACGCGAAGUACGUCAAUACUAUUUUCAAUCCUGGCCCGAUCAUGGUGUACCUAAAUAUCCCACUCAGCUCCUCGCAUUCAGAAGACAUUUUAGAACUUAUCACUUUGUUCAAUCAGGGCCCAUCAUUGUUCACUGCAGUGCUGGUGUUGGACGAACUGGUGUGUUUCUUACAAUUGACAUAAUCCUUGAUAAACUUGAGAAAGGCGCCAUCAAUUCCAUCGACAUUUUUGGAGAAGUCUGCGCUAUGAGAGAACGAAGAAUGAACAUGGUCCAGACUUUGGAACAAUAUAUAUUUAUCCACGAGGCAAUCUUGGAAACCGUGUUGUGCGGCAUGAAUGAAAUCGAUUCUACUAAAAUUCAGAAAGAAUUUGAAGCUCUUGCCAAUGUUAAAGCCAGUGGAAUGACAGGAUUUCAGGAGAAGUUCAAGCGGUUGGGAGAGGUUUCACCAAAACUCGUUCCAGAGGAAUGCACUGCGGCUUUGCUUGAAGGAAAUCGCAAGAAGAAUCGUCAUAAGAAUAUCUACCCUACUGAGAGCAAUCGUGUUCCUCUUCAAUACGUGGAUGGACAGGAGGAUUCAGACUAUAUCAAUGCUGUGUUUGUCCAUGGUUACCUUGGGCGAAAUUAUUUCAUCGCAACCCAAAGCCCUCUGCCAAAUACGAUCAACGAUUUCUGGCGACUGGUUCAUUAUCAGAAGUCGUCCACGAUCGUUUUACUAAGCAACGUCAAGGGUGGAACGUCCUUUCCGAAAUUCUGGCCAAACCAUAGAGGAGAGCCAAAGCAAUACGACAGUUUGACCGUUCAGUUGGACUCAGAGAAGGAGUCAAAUGGAAUUUGGACAAGAAAGUUUGUCCUAGCACCUUAUCCAGAUUUGUCAGAUGGACGUGUCGUGAAUAUUUUCCAUUAUACGAAGUGGCCGGACCACGGCGUACCUCCUGACGGAAAUGGCGUCAUCGCCCUGACGUCAUUGGUCGAGAAUUCUAGAAAGAGUCAUGGUCAUGGGCCAAUCAUAGUCGCAUGCAGCGAUGGGGCAGGACGAACAGGAACGUAUAUCGCCAUUUCAAACCUUCUGGAAAGAAUGAAGAUUGAACAAGCAAUGGACGUCUUCCAGGCGAUUAAAAUCAUCAGAGGAAUACGACCACAGUUUGUUGAAAAUGCUGAACAAUAUGAGUUCUGUUACACGGCCAUCAUGGCGUAUUUGGAUUCCUUUAGUGAAUACGCGAAUUUUGGCGAAUAAAGAAUAUACGCUGAAUUUUGUUUCAGUAAAAAUUACAAUUGUAUUUUAACGAGGAAAAUAAUUUGGUUUAAUACGCUUAAAGCUGAGACCAAUCUUACACAUUCAACCACACUGUAAAUAGUUUUAAACUAACUAUAGUUUAUAAAAAAUCUGGUCCGUCUGUAGGAGACCAAACGCACAAGUGUACAAACAGGUGCAACUAUGGGUAAUCGAUCCAAAAGCUUCAUUGUGUAAUAUGAAAUAGACUGAGGCCAGUGAUUGAGGUAGAUGAGACGAAAUGGAAUGGAUCGACACAAUUAAACGGAAAGCACAAACUAUAUAUAGAAAAUUUGUCAGAGCUAAUGAUAUAUAUGCAGGGAAAUAUUCUGGUAGUCUUUUAGCGCCGCAAAAUUCGCCAUGUGAGUGAAUUUACAUAAUAUUCGUUUUCAGAAUUUGAUGCAUCGCGAAUAGUCGAUGAAAGAGCUUCCCACGGAUAUAACAUCGCUAGUACGUAUUUUGCACUGAAUGGAAUGAAUGAGAAUAUUAAAUAAAGUUAAA